AGUUCGCUUCGGUUUGUAUCUUGGUUUAGUCAUUCUUAGUCGUUUGUUUGGACCGGUAUGAUGUUUUAAGACUUUGUUGAUCGAAAUUUAGUGUCUACGGUUGUGUUUAUAUUUUGUAGGUGGUAGAUAUAUAUCUGUAGUGUUGACGUCUAGUUGAUUUAACUUGUUUAAAAAUGGGUAGAUGACUGGAAAAAGAUCGAGAAGCUUUAAAUGUGCCGUCCAUCAUCGAGAUCGCGAAGUUUCGUCAGAAAACGACUUCCAUCUACUUCUUGUGGAACCGCCAUUAUUUCGCAGGAUGGUUACUAUAGUCGCGAAUGAAUUUCUGACAGAUGACAGAGAUAGAAAAUAUUAUGCCGACCAUUACACUUGUUGUCCACCACCGAUUUUUAUAUUAGUUAUUACUUUAGCCGAGUUGGGAUUCUACUUAUACUAUUACUUCACAACAGGAGAGCUGAAUCCGAGUGGAUCAGUACUAGUAGAUUCGAUAUUUAUAUACAGACCAGAUAAAAGAAUUGAGGUAUGGAGGUUCCUCUUGUAUAUGCUAUUACAUGCUGGAUGGCUCCAUCUCGGUUUCAACUUGGUAGUUCAACUUUUAGUGGGCCUGCCCUUGGAGAUGGUCCACGGUUCGGGGAGAGUAGCGCUUAUUUACAUGGCUGGCGUUGUGGCCGGUUCUUUGGGAACGUCUGUUUUUGAUAAUGACGUUUAUUUAGUUGGAGCCUCUGGGGGAGUUUACGCACUCCUCGCUGCACAUUUAGCUAAUGUUUUGCUCAAUUAUAAUAAUAUGCAAUGUGGCAUAUUGAGAUUAUUCGGAAUUUUCGCCAUUGCAUCUUGUGAUGUCGGUUACGCAAUUUACUCAAGAUAUGAUGCAAUGGGCUUACCAGUGUCGUAUGUAGCUCAUUUGACAGGAGCUCUUGCAGGAUUAACAAUCGGUCUGUUAGUACUGAAAAAUUUCGAACAAAAAUUACACGAACAACUCCUAUGGUGGGUGGCCUUAGGAGUGUACGCAGCCUGUACCAUUUUCGCCAUUUUGUUCAACGUUAUGAACAGAACUGAAGAUGCCAGUGAAAAUUUAGGAGAUGGAGUAAAUAGUCAUUAUGUAAUGUAUAACAAAUGGGGGGUGUAACACUUAAUCCGUUAUACUAUAGAGUACAAUUUAGCUAUUUGACGAUUAAAUAUGAACAAACAAGGUAAUUUCUAGGUACCUGCACUGUUUUAAUAUAAUAAUGGUUCUAUUUAGGUAGAAUUUUUAAUAUUUACAUCACUAUUGUUAAAGAUUGUUAAUUUAUAAUCUAAGGUACACAAACACCAUUUAGGAUAUUAUGUCAUAAUUGCUUAAAAUUUAUAACAUAAUAUUUGUUAUUAAUAGAUAUAAAAUAGUGGAUUUUUUUUAAAUUGGGUCAUUUAUUGAAGUAAGAAGUACGUCACUUCCACUAUUCGUUUACACAUAUCUAAAAACUUGAUUAGGAAUAUGUCAUCUUGUAAACGCUUUCCUUUUUUUCGAAUAGCUAUUUGUACUCUUUUCGAAAAUAUGUCGUAUUACAAGAGAAUUACUGCAUUGUAAUCAAAAUAACUCAUCUUUUUGUUAAUGAAUGUUGGUCGUUCUUACUGUUUACUUUUUUAUUUUCCAUUUUUCUACCAUAUGGCAUUUGAAGAAAAAUGUUGUUUAAAAUAUUAUUAGUGAAAAAUCGAGAUGUUCAAAUUAAAACUGUGUAUAGCUUAUCUGAUCAAAUCGAGAUACAAAAUUGAUAUUGAACUAUAUUAUUUGACCUUCAUUCACAAUUUGUGCUCACCUUCCUCUUUUACAUCCUCAUAUGUUUUGAUUUUUAUGUGGUUUAGUUCUGCCUUACCGAAUACUACUAACUAGUCUGUUGUUGAUCACUGAUUUGGUCCACAUAAUUUUUUAUCUAAACAUAUUUUUUAUCAAUAGUGUUCUGGAUUUUUAUAUUAUUUUUUUGUAUUAUGUUCUAAUUUCUUAUUGCAGUUAUCAUUUCGAUCAAUAUUCGAUCACUAAUUUCCAUGCUAGUUCACAAUUGCUUCUUGUACAUAUUGUUUACAUGUUAUUUUUAGAUAUUUAUGCAUUUUUUCGCUUAAUAUUGAGAAAUUGAUGCAAAUUUUCUUCUUCUAGUAAUUUUUUUUCAAUAGCUAUCACUAAUUUUCAUGCUAUUAUACGGUUGCUUUUUGUAUCUACUCUUUACAUGUCAUGUUUUCGAUAUUUCCCUCAUUAUAAUGUAUAAAAAACAUUUUUUUCUCUGAAUAUAAAAAAAAUGAUGAAAAUUUUCUUGUGGUAUUUUUUCUUCAACGACAAUUACUAAUUUCUAUGUCGUCUUGUUUAUGUUAUCAUCAUUUCCUUCAAUUUUCUUCAAUAGCAGUCACUAAUUUGCCAGCUAUUUCACAGUUUUCUUUUUAUAUCUGUUAAUUUCAUGUCAUGCUUUAGGUAUUUUCCUCAUUAUAAUGUAUUAAAUGCAUUGUUUCUCAUAAUACAAAAAAAUUGAUGCCAAUUUUUUUCAUAAUCCAAAAAAAUUGAUGAAAACUUACAAAAUUUUUCUUGGGAGCCAAUUUCAUUCGAUUUUUUUCAAUACAAAACAAUAAUUUCCAUGCUGUUCCAAAAUUUCUUACUGUACCUAUUCAUUUCAUGUCAUAUUUUAGGUAUUGUAUAAUAUAUUAUUGUAAAAAUGCAUUGAUUUUCUUGAUAUAAAAAAUUUUUCAAAUGUUAAUUUGAUUUCUCAACAUAUUUACCAAAAAUCUUGUGCUUCAAAUAAUAUACAACAGAGACACUUCCAACUGGAUAUUAAAAGUAAUGGCAAUAUUACAGAAAAUUUCAUGAAACAAAAAGAUUUAGUUUUCUUUUAGUUUUUGUUUAUUAGGGUGGAUCAGAAAUAUUCAAUAACUUUUUUUAACGGAAAAAUUGGUUGCUAAACACCUAAAAAAAUUUUUACUAAAUAUGAGCUCUUAAUUUGAUUAGGAAUAUCCCCCCAUCGCAGUUUUCCAUUUAUUCUCAAUUUAAUAUAAAAAAAGUUAUACUUCAUCAUAGAUUGAUUGUACAGAAAUGUUCUUGAGGAAUUUCGCAGGAAAUUUAAUGCUCUACAAAAAAGUUAUCUAAUAUUUUUUCCGUAAACUUCACACAAUAGCUAGAAAAUUAUGUGCUUUUGAAGGUACAAUAUGUAUGCAACGCUAAAAGAAUAAAAUCCCUUCAUUUAGUGCUGUGAAAAAUUAUGUCCCUGGAGACAGUUCUAUCCAAAGAGUUAUUUUUGAAAAUUAAAAGUGUAACUGAAAAGAUUAAGGUUAUAAGAUAUAUUUUGCAAUACAUUUCCCAGGUAAUUUUAUUUCGAGCACAGUUGCAAGUCUAGGUCCUCUUCAGAACAUUCAGAGUUUGGUUCAUAAUUAUGAUAUCUGUUGGAGUCAUCUAAAUCUUUGUUUGGUGAGAAUUUUUUUUCUGUGUCACUUGUUAAAAAAGUUAUCGAAUAUUUUUAACCCACCCUAUUGUUUAUAAAGCUAAUCUUUUUACUACCAAUGAAUUAGUUCAUAUAAUCCAUGAUCAAGGUUAUCUUUAAAAAUCUGUAUCAUUAAUAGUAACCUUCAAUUAAUUUCUAUGCUUUUUUGUAAGUUCUUUUUGAUUUAUUUCCUCUUUAAUCGUUCACUGUUAUGUAUAAAAUUCUAUCAAUAUAAUUCAAUAUAUUUACUGAAAAUCUUGAACUACAAAUAAUUGCCAAAAUAAGAUUAACUGCGGAUAUAAACACUAUUUUCUACCACUACAACAAAACUCUCACAACUGCACUGUCUGGUCUUUCGAGCCUUCCAUGGUUCUAUCCGGCUCGAAGGACCAGACAGAGUAAUUGUGUAGUAUUAUGUUCCGAAUUGCAGAAAUUUCAAAAAAAUAUAUUUGUGUCUCUGAUUGUGUAUAUACACAAUAUGUUGUUAAAUUGUGAGUGUAUUGUACUGAUUUUUAUGUCAUUAGUAUUGUCAUAAUGGUCAAAUAAUCAUUGUGCUUUUUGUAUAGGUUUUUGUUAGAAGAAUUUUGUGAAUGAGUAUGUUUGUGUUUAUACUAUUUAUGUACAUAAUUUAUUUAUUUCUAAUAUCAAGCCAAAGACUGAGUUGGAUAAAAGUUGUUUAGAAUAGAGUUUAUAAUAGAAGUUAUUGUCAAUAUUGUGUCAACUUUUUAGUACUUACCCCGUGGCUUAAGUAACCUGUAGCUAUCAUUUUUUUUGCUAUAUAGAAUUUAGUUCUUCAGAAAGUAAAAGUUUUCAACUGAAUUGUAUUCAUAUCUUGCUAUCUUGGUACAAAAAUUGCAAGUUGUAUGAAUAUUAUUAUUUAUUUGAAAACUUUAGUACCUUUCAUUAAUUUCGAUGUUAAAAUACCUUGAACGGUGUUUUUAUUUUCUCUUAGAUACUCACCUGUCUGAUGUAGUUGUUAUUAAAGUCUUUAACAAGUGAAAAAUGUCUUACUAUUGUCAUUUAUUUAUAAAUAUAAUGUUAUAAUUGACAAUAACUUCUAUUAUAGUAUAUAUAGUAAGUUCACUGUAUUACCUCCAAGCUGAAGAUGAUAUUUAUAUCGAAAAAAAUACUGAUAGGUUUUUAACUACAAUUAGUAGCUUCUUUAGCUUGGAAUAAAAUAUUUUUACUUGCACCAAAUAAGUAACAACUAUUGCCUUAAAACACGUUUUUUUAUAUUAAUAGCCUACAAUUCCAAAUUAGCAAAGAUACAUCGAUUAGGAAGUCUCUGGUCUAGCAAAAGAAAACAAGUUUUUUCAGUUAUAUUUCGUUUUAUUCAUGAAAACAGUUUCCAGUGAUCCUGUACAACUUUUAGAAUUAUUUUUUUCUUUGUUCCCAAAAAGGUUUCUGUUUCAAAUUAUUCAUAUUUUUCUCUUUGGAACAUUUAUUGAGUCUGAAAAGAACCACUAUUCGCUGGGAAGUACAUCUGGAGCAUACGGUUAGUACAAAAAAAUGAUGUUAAUUUAUUAAUUUUAAUUAUAAUUUUACAUGUUCUAUUGUCUCUGUAAAUAUAAAAAUUUGUUUCUUUCUACAUAUGAGGCGUUUCUUUGUGGUUUUCUUCUUUGUUCGGUCAAAUAAUGUUCAGUAAUAGUCAGGAAACGAGGUACCAAUUCAGAAAUAGAUUCUUCAUGCUCACAUCAUUUUAUUUGGACAUUUGAACGUGCAAACAUAUCCAUAAGGCAACUAUGUGGUGUUUUCUACUUCUUUAAAUUUUAUUCUGUUGUCUUCACUCUAAAUAAAUUACUAGUUUCUGGGAAAGUACAUCUGAAGAUUAUGCUUGAUAUCGAAACAAUUUGAAGUUAAUUUAUUGAUUUUAAUCAUCAUUUCACUUGGUGCUUUUUCAUUGUACAUCAGAAUUUACACUUAAUAUGGAAACAAUUUGAGGUUAAUUUAUUAAUUUCAAUCAUCAUUUCACAUGGUGCAUUUUCUUUAUUUAUUAAAAAUUUUUCUUCUUUUUGCAUGAGGUGUUUCUUUGUGGUUUUCUUCUCCAUGCUGUCAAAUAACCUACAUGAGCAUUUGAACAUGAAAAAUCUUAUAUCAAAUGAUGAUAACUUUGGGAAGUCUUAAUUUCACUGCUAUUUUUGGAACUUUUUUAAAAUUUUUGAUUUUCAUAAAAAAGAGUCACUAUAAUAUUUUUCACUCUACGGUAUUUUGUUCAGUAAGAAACAACAAUGAUUUAUAAUCUUUUGUUUAAAAAAAUUAUGAAACUAAAAAAAUGACAGUUUUCCUUUGAAUGACUAUAAUUCAAAGGAGUAUAAAAAUAUGUAAUUAGUGGUAACCCAGAUCCUUCAGACAGAGUAUGUCCAAUCAGAGUAGAGAAGAAUUAAUUCUUUCUUUCGCUGUUUUUAUCACUAUUGUAACAGUUCUAUUUCUUAUCUUUAUUUGUUGUGAUUAUUUUGCGAGUAGAUUCUUCCAAUUUUUGGAUAUAAGCAGGUCAAAUAGAUCCAAACACUCAUAUCUGAAUUAUGUAGAAUAGUAUUGUCAUGCUAUUAUAAAUAACAAUGAACAAGUGGCACUAUUCAACUGCAUUUUUGGUUUCAAGAUAUGUUUCACUAUUAAUUUGUUGAAAUUCAAUAUUGUACUGAUUUAUCGAAUUAAUCAUAUCUUAAUAUCCAAUUAACAUUGUUAUAGGAUAAAAUAUUUAUUUGAAUAAACUAUUAAUAAAGCACAACAAAAAGAAACAAUGGAAGAAGAAAUACUUUACUACUAAAACACCAGAACUAUUUAUUUAACGUAACAUUUAUUGAUAAAAGAACAUUUUAAUUACUAUUUCCCGUUGUUAUUAUACACUACCAGUCAAAAUUUUUUACCCACUCAAAAGUUUACGUGAAAAACAACAAAUAAAAAUAAUAUUUGUUCUACUUCAUUCGUUUUUCAAGAUAUUCCAAAGAUUUGAAGUGGAAGCAGGAAACCUAUUUCCGGCUUCCCUGUCCAAUUUCUCCCAUCAAAUCAAUCAGGUUGAGGUCGGGCGAUUGUGAUGACCAAAUUAUUACUUCCAGUACAUUAUUCCUUUCAAAUUGUCAUGAUGGAGGAUACGUUUUCUGCCUAUCAGAAGCUGAGCAGAACGUACUGCAUUUUCAUUUAAUAUUUUUUUAGUACUCUUUCUUCACAAUUUCUUUCAUUUUUAAUAGGUUUUAUUACUCUCUCAUAAUAAAAAAAAUCGUGUUUUAAUGUAUAGUCUAUAUUGUGUAAGUUAAACCACUGUUUUCAGUGAUACAAUAACUAGUCAUAUAAUUUAAAAUAAGCAAAGCUUACCAAAGAAAGUGCUAGUUAAUUAAUAUUUACCCAGUUGAAACUACAAAAAUUGCCUUAUUAAGGUAGAAUACCACUAUCGCAAAGAAAUAUUGUAUUUUUAUACUCAGGUAGAAACAGUGUUGUUUAGAAAUAGUUUUUAUAACUAUUCAAAUGUCUUCACAAAUGUUCAAUUUUUGUUUUAAACACCGUUGCUGUUAUGCUUUGGCAACUGUUUUGUAACAAAAAGCAAAAAUUAAAAGUGAUUUUAAAAUUAAGUGUAUUUUUAUUGAAACUCUAAAUGACGGAAUGAUUUUUAUCAUGCUUACAUAUUUGGAAUAUUUCUACGAGGGCCGUUUUUUUUUUCAACCUCCGAUAGGCUGUAAAUAAAAGACAAAUCUAUAUAAAACAAUAAUUUUAUUACUAAAAGAUUGGUACGGUUACUUUUCGACAUAAUCACUGAAGAGAUUGCGACUUUUGUCAUAUCUGUGGACAAGCUUUUCAAUACCCUCUUCAAAGAAAGUUGCCGCCAAUGAAUUCAAGUAGAGUAUAAAACAGAUCUUGAAACUUCUAGAAAUCUUAAAACUUUCAACACCAUCACUCAUGAAGUUUUCCUCAUACACACGACUCAUUCUCCGAUGGAUUUCUGCAACACUAUAGUCUUCAGCCUGUAGAAAACGAAUCACACAUCGCAAUUCACACUUUGCGGGAGCAUCAAUAAUGGCGGACAUGUUUACGUGGUUGUAGCACAACGCCGACUGACGCCUGAAUGUCAACAAUGACGGAGUGUGUAAUGCGAGAGCUUCGCAGUCGUCUACACCGCUUGUCCGCUUUUUUCUGUCCGCCUAGCGUAUGUACGGAGCGAUUGGAUGUUGAUAAAAAAACGGCCCUCGUAUAUGAACAGUUUAAACGGAAAUGUCCCACUAUUAACCUUUUCACUUCAUAAAUCAUUUCUGAAAUCCAUUAUGGGACUAACUUUAUCAGUUGCAGCAGUCAAAUGUUGAAAACCUACUAAAAUUGGGCAAAGCCGGGAAAGCUUCACUGGCCUGACUAUAGAAGAGCGCCCCAGUGAAAAGCUUCCACUUAUAAAAACUGUCUAUAUCGACGUUUAUCGUUUAAUCGAUCAUCUGUUAUGUGAGUGCUCCUAUCGUGAAGUGAGAAACGACGUUUAAACCUGUGAGGAGAGUUAGCUAGUUAACUAAGGUUCCAAAUGGUACGAAAUGUAGGGUAACACCAUGAGCCUCAAGCCUACAAGUGAUCCCCAACCAAUCUAGAUCGAGCAUACCCGUACUAACCUAACCUAGAUAAUAAAUCAUGUUUAGAAUAUAUAGAGUAGUGGUUCAACAAACCAUGAAAAGUAAGAAGACCAUUGGUAUGAUCACUCGACAUUGUACUGUUAAACCAAGACUUCAAAAAUAGGGAGUGACACUGUACAACUAUUACAAAGAGUAUAGGAAAAAAGAAGAGACCAUAGAGUAUCUGCUCUAUCUUGAAGUGAGAAACGACUUUGAAACAUGGGAGGAUAAUUAGCUAGGUAACUAAGUUUCCAAACGGUUCGAAAUGUAGGGUAACACCAUGGGCCUCAAGCCUACGAGUGAUCCCCAACCAAUCUAGAUCGAGAAUACCUGUACUAACCUAACCUAGAUAAUAAAUCAUGUUUAGAAUAUAUAGAGUAGUGCUUUAACAAACCACAGAAAGUAAGAAGACCAUUGAAGUGAAUACUCGACAUUAUACUGUUAGCACAAUACUCCAAAAACGUCACAACUGUUGAAAAGAGUGUAGCAAAGAAGAAGAGACCAUAGAGUAUCUUCUCUAACAGUGCUCUAUCGGUUAGCUAGUUAAGUUUCCAAAUGGUGAAAAAUGUAGGUUAACACAAUGGGCCUCAGGCCUCCAAGUGAACCACGACCAAUCUUGAUCGAACAUACCCGUACUAACAUAACCUAGAUGAGAAAUCAUGCUAAGAAUAUAUAGAGUAGUGCUUCAACAAACCAUGGAAAGUAGGCAAACAUGUUGAUAGUAGCGUUGUGGGCGUCCAAGGAUCGUUAAGCACAUGGGCCUUCUCAUAGGCUCACCAUGCCCCAAUUGAUAUUACCAAAGGCCAAAAUCCUUUGAGAAGGCAAUUAGGCGCUA
Molecule: messenger RNA, 8849 nt
Organism: Diorhabda sublineata
Lineage: Eukaryota; Metazoa; Arthropoda; Insecta; Coleoptera; Chrysomelidae
Gene: stet
Product: protein rhomboid
Exons: 6
Coding region: 182-1123 (313 amino acids)
Cellular component (GO): membrane
Molecular function (GO): serine-type endopeptidase activity
Source: RefSeq, a predicted model, not a curated record